AUGACCGAUGAAGAUUCAAGUGAAGCAUCCUCAUCUAGCAAAGAUGUUGUUGGCAUUGCCAUUUCCCCAAUCUCAAAUGCACCUCCACCUCCAAGCCCAACUCCAUCAUCAAGUGCUUCACCAAGUCAACCAACAUGCCUCAUGGCCAAGGGCUCCAAGCACAAGACAUUUGAUGAUAGCUCAAGUGAAGAGGAAGAUGAUGAUGCUCCCUCAUAUAAAGAACUUGCCACUUUAGUGAGAGAUCAAAAUGAUCUCAUCAAGAAGCAAAGCGACAAGGUUGAGAAGCUAAAGAAGAGCAAACAAAAUGAGUUGUUGAAGGAGCAUGCCCACUCAAAGAAGAGCUUUGACAUCCUUGAUGGUGCAUUCAAGAAAUUGAAGGUGUCACACAAUGACUUGUGCUUAGAGAACAAAGAGUUGAAGGAAACCAAUGAAGAGCUCAACACAAGCUUCAAUGAUAUGAGAAAAGAGCAUGAAGAUGUGAGCACAAGAUAUCACUUGCUCCAACUUGCACACAAAGAAGCCCUUGAAGCCAACAAUACACUUGAGAGCAAGAUACAAGCCAUAUCAAGCGUUGGGAAGCUCACAAGCCAAGUCAAGAAGAAGAUUGAUCAACAAUCUUGUGAGCCUUCAAGUGACAAAGAAAAAUCAAUGGAAGAAAAGUUUGAUGAACAAGUCAACCCUUUGAGAAAGAUGAGCUAUGAAGAACUAGAACUUUGUCUCAAAGAGAUGACCGAAGAAAAGGAUGAUAUUCUUGGCAUGAAGAGGACAAUGGGUGUUGAGCUAGUGUGCUUGAGAGAAGAAAAGCAAAGGCUUAUUCAUGAAAAUCAACAAGUAAAGAAGAACUUGGGGGAUGCACUCAAAGCAAGCAAGUUGUGUGCCAAGUGCAAGAACAACAAUGGAAGCAACCCUAGUGAAGAGGGCAAUAUCAUAAUCAAGCUAAAGGAUAAAAAUGACAAGCUCAAGAGUGAGAUGAAAAGCCUCUCCACCGGGUACAAAACACUUGUGAAGGGCAACAACAAGUUUUCGGAGAUGCUUGCAAAUCAUUCCAAGCAAUUUGAGAAGAAUGGGAUUAGAUUCCCACCAAUGAAGGCUAAGUGCAAGCCACCUCCCGCUCCCAAAGUGCCCAAAUGA
Messenger RNA from Panicum virgatum (switchgrass), 1131 nucleotides. RefSeq lists its product as uncharacterized. NCBI's taxonomy places the organism in Eukaryota, Viridiplantae, Streptophyta, Magnoliopsida, Poales, Poaceae. The transcript has 2 exons. The record is from RefSeq and is a predicted model, not a curated record. Bases 1 to 1131 code for a protein of 376 amino acids.